Messenger RNA from Carassius auratus (goldfish), 1460 nucleotides. RefSeq names its product golgin A7 family, member Ba (gene golga7ba). Lineage: Eukaryota; Metazoa; Chordata; Actinopteri; Cypriniformes; Cyprinidae. Gene Ontology annotation, cellular component: palmitoyltransferase complex. Gene Ontology annotation, biological process: protein targeting to membrane; peptidyl-L-cysteine S-palmitoylation. The coding region runs from base 252 to 773 and encodes 173 amino acids. The transcript is spliced from 5 exons. The record is from RefSeq and is a predicted model, not a curated record.
UUGACAGAAAUGAUGUUGCUUACAGCAGCUGCUAGGAUAGAUCCAUAAGAGAAAGUGUUCUUUAAGCUCCGUGUUCAUGAAGAUGACAAAGGCUUGUGUGGAGUCGGAAGGGUCUGGUGCGAGUGUGACGUAGUGGAGCGCGCAGCUGGACAUCAAAGAGGAUAAAAGCGACUGUCCGCGGCUCGAUAAGCUCUUUUAGUGAAAGCAGAGGGAGUGUUUGUGCGUCUCUUUCAUCGGUGGCCGGAUCAGGAAUGAGUUCAGCACCGCGGACAGCGACGGAGCGAACUAAACUCCCGUACUGCCACGAAUCUUUCCAUAACCUUCAGGAGUUGAGACACAGUGCAUCUCUGGCCAAUAAGGUCUUCAUUCAGAGAGACUACACAGAUGGCACCGUCUGCAAGUUCCAGACCAAGUUCCCCUCCGAGUUAGACAGCAGGAUUGAGAGGACACUGUUUGAGGACACGGUGAAGACGCUGAAUAAUUACUAUGCAGAGGCGGAGAAGAUCGGAGGCCAGUCCUACCUCGAGGGAUGUCUGGCCUGCCUCACAGUUUACCUCAUAUUCCUGUGCAUCGAGACACGCUACGAGAAGGUGCUGAAGAAGAUCUCGCGCUACAUUCAGGAGCAGAAUGAGAAGGUCUACGCUCCUCGAGGUCUCCUCAUCACAGACCCCAUAGAGAGAGGCAUGAGAGUCAUUGAGAUCAGUGUGUACGAGGAUCGCGGCUCCAGUGCUUCGAGCUCAGGAAGCAGCACAACCAGCAGCAGCGGACGAUGAUUCACACACACACACUCACACACACUCACGCCUGAGCGUCCGCUCAGCAUCGCCAAACACAAACACACCUGACAUGCACUGCCUCCACGAGACACAUCCGCUGUUGGAUCAGCAGCACGUCAUUACCUCAGUCAUUACCACCGUCCUCUCGCAGAUGUUGCACAUCCUCCAGUCACUCGCUGUAGCAUUCUGGGUAAAGUGCACAUGAGCUUCUGUCACUGUAAUAUGCAAUCUCACUCACAAACGCCUGUGAUGUAGCUGCCGAACGGCACUCAACAGUCUUCCAUCUUCAUGAUUGAUCAUCCUUCUGCUCAUUAGCACUUUUACUCUAUUAAACAGAAGUCAGAUUUUAGACUACAGAGAUGUCAAGGACUGACAUCUGACCCCAGAUAUUUUAUACAUUCCCUAGAUACUGCCAUCUUAUUCCACGGGUACGAUUUAUGACUUUAUUGUGUUGUGUUUUAUUUCAUAGUGUGCUAAUCGUUCAUGCUUUGUACUCAUACCGCCGCGUCAGAGCAGAAACGAGUCCUCAAGAGCCAGAGCUUCCUCUCAUGGUCCUUCAUCAUGAGCUUUCAUUUCUCACGGAGAACCUUCGGCCCCUGUUUAUGCAAAGAUCAAGCGUAAAAGAAACUGAGAGUGAUUUUACUGUUGUGUAGCAAAAUAAAUGAACAAUGAUGGCCAACCGAA